UUCCAUACGUGAGCAUCGUGUCGGCCAUAUUUGCGCGCGUCUUUUGACAUUAAAUUUCGGCGGGAAAUGCCCACGCAAAUCACCGUUCAGAAACGCGAAUGAAGAACUCUGUGGAUCGGGACAGUUCGAAAUCUAAAUUGUGGCACAACGUGACCUCCUGUAUGGAGAAAUGGUUCGGUGAUAAGCGUCUGUGGUUAUUUGGCAACAACCUGCCGCUCCUACCGAGAAGAUCCCGCGCAAGCAGCCGCGCCAUGGAGCGCUACGAGAAACUGGCCAAGCUUGGCGAGGGCUCGUACGGCCUCGUGUACAAGUGCCGAAACAGGGACACUGGGGAAAUCGUCGCCGUCAAGAAGUUCGUAGAGAACGAAGACGACCCCCUGAUAAGGAAGAUCGCGCUCCGGGAGAUCAGGAUGCUGAAGAACCUGAAGCAUCCAAACCUGGUGAACCUGAUCGAAGUGUUUCGGCGCAAGCGCAAGCUGCACUUGGUCUUCGAGUACUGCGACCACACCGUGCUACAUGAAUUGGAGAAGUAUCCAGCUGGCUGCCCCGAGCUCCUCUCGAAGCAGAUCAUCUGGCAGACCCUGCAGGGCGUCGCGUACUGUCACCGGCACAACUGCAUCCACCGGGACGUGAAGCCCGAGAACAUCCUGUUGACAGGCGACGGCGUGGUCAAGCUGUGCGACUUCGGCUUCGCGAGGAUGAUUA
This is a messenger RNA of Manduca sexta (tobacco hornworm), 705 nucleotides long. RefSeq names its product cyclin-dependent kinase-like 1. Gene Ontology annotation, cellular component: nucleus. Gene Ontology annotation, biological process: protein phosphorylation. The record is from RefSeq and is a predicted model, not a curated record. Gene Ontology annotation, molecular function: cyclin-dependent protein serine/threonine kinase activity; ATP binding. Lineage: Eukaryota; Metazoa; Arthropoda; Insecta; Lepidoptera; Sphingidae.